Messenger RNA from Cephus cinctus (wheat stem sawfly), 2249 nucleotides. RefSeq names its product histidine protein methyltransferase 1 homolog. The coding region runs from base 1280 to 2152 and encodes 290 amino acids. The record is from RefSeq and is a predicted model, not a curated record. Gene Ontology annotation, biological process: peptidyl-histidine methylation, to form tele-methylhistidine. The transcript is spliced from 6 exons. Gene Ontology annotation, molecular function: protein-L-histidine N-tele-methyltransferase activity. NCBI's taxonomy places the organism in Eukaryota, Metazoa, Arthropoda, Insecta, Hymenoptera, Cephidae.
GUUUGAUACAGUUAAUGUAACUCGAGUAAAAUUGUUUAACCUUUUGAAAGCAGUGAUCGUAUGAGAGACAAAAGGGGGAAAAAUGAAGAAAACUACAAGGACUCGUUAUCGAUUAUCUUAGUAAAUAAUGAUAAUUAAUCUAGCGAACAAUUACGUAAAUUGUCAUUUCUAAUAACGGCAUAAUGAUAGCACCUAAUAUGCUAUAUACAGUGAUAUUAAUUUUUUUUAUGUAUUUACAUUUUCCUCGUACCUAUUCGCUUUGAUGAAUUGUGCAUUAUCUCUCGGAUGAUUAUCUAUGAUUGUUGCGAUCGAUUGCAUUGAAUAAUUUUUUUACUGUUACGUAAAGGAUGUUUUAUGUUUCACAACGAUUCUAAUAACGUCGGUCGUUCACACUUUUAUAUUGUGAUUAUGCUCAAUUUCUGAAAUUAUUAAUAUGCCUGGAACUUUUGAGUAUCUAUCAAGCAAACGGAUAAUAUAUUAUAUAAUGGCUAUUCGCAGUGCGAAAAAUUGUUUUUGUACACGUUGGAUGUUGGCGACGAGUAAUUGAAGCAUAUUUAAAAGAAGCUCAAAGUAUUCACAUAUGUUGCCUGCCUAAAUAUAUUGUUUGCUACUACAAAAGCGCUCACGUUAAUUUAAGUCAAAUUAACUAUUGUUGUGGUCGUGGAGUACGUGAAUUGUAGUACAUUCUUCUUUUGUGUUAAUUGGAUAGGGAUAUUUCUUUACAGCGUUAGAUUUAUGGGAAGCGUUGCAACACUGGAGAUAUGCUUUGUAGAUUUCGUUGCGAAUAGUACGAGUAUUCUUAACGUAUUUUUGUGCAUCUGUUAGAAAUAUCCAGCCAUGCUCAUAAUACUGGCAGUGAGUUUUUAAACAUGUUCUAGAUCAGUUGUUAUUGCACUAUAUGGACAUUUUCAAUGGUCAAUGAUUAGCUGUUUUGAGAUAUUUUUAUAAACAUAUUGUGAAAUAGAAAUUGGAUGGCCAUAUGAUUUUAUAUAAUUUGUAUUGAUAUUUCAGAUGGGACAAGUAUUAUCGUAGACAUUCAAUUCUGCGUAAUUAACAGAUUUGACAGCUUAAUAAAUCUCUGAAUUUGUUCGCAAAGUAAAUGGCUUCUGUUUCACACUAAUCGAUGUAGAUGGUGCCAGAGGUUGGUUACUUGCAAACGAUAGAUUCCUUCUAUACCGACGGGGAUGCUUAAAUGCUGCACGUGAAAUACUGUCAAAUUGCAUUUUGUUUCGUAUACUAAUUGUACAAUAAUAUACAUUUGUCGAUGAGGUUCUGACAGAUGAUUAUGAGUAUGUUUAAAUUUGGUUUCUCUAAAGAUGACUCCGCCGAAGAGAAGGAAGAUGACAGUAAUAAUACUUCACUCGAGUGGUUCCCGUCAUGUAAAAUCGAAAUAUCCUCAGAACAAUUGCAAGCGGAAUAUGAACCCGAGGAUAUUAUGGAAAAUAAUUUUUUCAACAAUAUUCCAUUAAAACUAGUGCACACAGACAAGGUCAUGAUUGACUUAAAAAAUGAGAGGUGUGAAAAUAUUAUCGAGGCUGAAUCUCAACAUUCCGAUUUGGUUCCAGCCAAAUAUGAAGGUGGUUUAAAAAUUUGGGAAUGCAGCUAUGACUUGGGUGAAUUUUUGCUAAAAGAGAAAAUUCGUCUCAAAGAUAAAACUGUUCUCGAUUUAGGUUGCGGUGCCGGUAUAAUCGGGUUGAUCGCGUUACACGAAGGAUCUACCGUCCACUUUCAGGAUUACAAUACGGAAGUGCUCAAAGCGGUCACGAUACCAAACGUUAUCUUGAAUCUAACCGAUCGAAAUUCCAUUCGAAAUCGCUGUGAAUUUUAUUGCGGUGACUGGAAGUCAUUUGCCGAAUUGUCGUCGAAUAAAUACGAUUCCGAAGAUAAAAAAUAUGAUUUCAUUUUUACCAGCGAGACCAUCUACAAUCCUGAUAAUCAAAAGAAGCUCUAUGAGGUUUUCAAGAAACAGUUGAAGAAAGAUGGAGUUGGAUAUGUGGCUGCAAAGAUGUAUUACUUUGGAGUAGGAGGCAGUAUAGGACAGUUCGAAAACAUUGUGAAAAACGACGGUAUAUUCAAUUCAAUUAUUGUUUGGAAAAGUAAAGAAGGCGUACAGCGUGCAAUAUUAAAGCUAACGCGGAAAGACACAACCUGAAUCCACUGUUUCAGCCUGCAAUUUUUAUCUAUUACCUAGAACCUUAUUAUUCUCCGAUGCAAAAUAUACAGAAAUAUACUAUCGACUCCUGCGUAAA